Messenger RNA from Aspergillus welwitschiae, 966 nucleotides. RefSeq names its product endo-1,4-beta-xylanase. Gene Ontology annotation, molecular function: hydrolase activity, hydrolyzing O-glycosyl compounds. The record is from RefSeq and is a predicted model, not a curated record. Gene Ontology annotation, biological process: carbohydrate metabolic process. NCBI's taxonomy places the organism in Eukaryota, Fungi, Ascomycota, Eurotiomycetes, Eurotiales, Aspergillaceae. The transcript is spliced from 10 exons. Bases 1 to 966 code for a protein of 321 amino acids.
AUGGUUCAGAUCAAGGUAGCCGCACUGGCGAUGCUUUUCGCUAGCCAGGUACUUUCCGAGCCCAUUGAACCCCGUCAGGCUUCAGUGAGUAUCGAUACCAAAUUCAAGGCUCACGGAAAGAAAUAUCUUGGAAAUAUUGGUGAUCAGUACACCUUGACCAAGAACUCGAAGACUCCGGCAAUUAUCAAGGCCGAUUUUGGCGCGUUGACUCCAGAGAACAGCAUGAAGUGGGAUGCUACUGAACCCAGCCGUGGACAGUUCUCUUUCUCAGGAUCGGACUACCUGGUCAACUUUGCCCAGUCUAACAACAAGCUGAUCCGCGGACAUACUCUCGUGUGGCACUCGCAGCUCCCCUCCUGGGUCCAAUCUAUCACGGACAAGAAUACACUGAUCGAAGUCAUGAAGAAUCACAUCACCACAGUGAUGCAACACUAUAAGGGCAAGAUCUACGCCUGGGACGUUGUCAAUGAAAUUUUCAACGAAGAUGGCUCCCUGCGUGACAGCGUCUUCUACAAGGUCAUCGGCGAGGACUACGUCCGGAUCGCCUUCGAGACUGCUCGGGCUGCAGAUCCCAAUGCAAAGCUCUACAUCAAUGAUUACAACCUGGAUUCCGCCUCCUACCCUAAAUUGACCGGCAUGGUUAGCCAUGUCAAGAAGUGGAUCGCAGCUGGCAUCCCUAUUGAUGGAAUCGGUUCCCAAACCCACUUGAGCGCUGGUGGAGCUCUCAAUGCUCUCGCAGGUGCCGGCACUAAGGAGAUUGCUGUCACCGAGCUUGACAUCGCUGGCGCCAGCUCGACCGACUACGUGGAUGUCGUCGAAGCCUGCCUGAACCAGCCCAAGUGUAUCGGUAUCACCGUUUGGGGAGUUGCUGACCCGGAUUCCUGGCGCUCCAGCUCCACUCCUCUGCUGUUCGACAGCAACUACAACCCGAAGCCUGCAUACACUGCUAUCGCAAAUGCUCUCUAG